This is a messenger RNA of Manduca sexta (tobacco hornworm), 1011 nucleotides long. Its product is annotated as intraflagellar transport protein 20 homolog. Bases 381 to 776 code for a protein of 131 amino acids. The record is from RefSeq and is a predicted model, not a curated record. Gene Ontology annotation, cellular component: Golgi apparatus; centrosome; intraciliary transport particle B. The transcript has 4 exons. Lineage: Eukaryota; Metazoa; Arthropoda; Insecta; Lepidoptera; Sphingidae. Gene Ontology annotation, biological process: protein localization to cilium; intraciliary transport; centrosome localization.
AAAUAAAAUUGACAACUACCACCAGUGUUUUCACUUACGAUUUUAGUUUACUUCUUAGAUCUAUCUAAGAAUUUUAUAACAAUCGGCAUUGCGAACAAAAUUGAAUAGAUAAAAUUAACACUUAGGCAAAUUUUUAUCCCGAUAACUUGCUCCCAAGAAAAAUAAAUAAUUUACUCCUUUAAAUAGCUGGUACCGGUAUCGUGCUGAUGUCGGUAUAAAUAAAUAAUGAUUUGAGGACUAUUGUAGUAGGUAAGGCUUUCCAUGCAGGCCUCUGAUGAAGGCGAAGCCGCAAGCAAUACCUAAUCUUUUAAAUAUAACUCUAAUGAUUAGUUUAGACAGGUUCAGUAGAGGUUUGAAAGUAAGAAAACUUGGUGCAUAAAAUGGCAGAAGAGUUGCAAAAAGUCCAUUUGUUCUAUGAUGAUAUUAAUAAAAUUAGGGUAUUGGAACCGAAAAUUUUAAAGGAAACGGAAGAUUUAAAAGAAUCCUCUAAGGAUUACGAAACAAAAGUGCAGGAUUUUGGGAAGAUAAUUGAGAAUUUGUUACAAGUUCUAAAAGAGCUCGGCGACAACGUUGAGACCAAAAAGAUGGCUGCCAUUGGAUCUAUGAACCUUCUAAAGUCUAUAGCUAAAGAAAGAGAAUCAGAAAAAUCUAAAUUACAAGCUGAAAUUCAAGACAAAACCAUGAUUCUGGAGCAACUAGACAGUGAAUACGACGCUCUGCAGAUAUUGGAAGCCACACAAAUGGAAACAAUUGAAUAUUUAACCCAAUUGCGAUAGUGUUAAAAAACAUAUUUGGCUGUAACAUUUUAAUUGUUCGCUACACUUAUAAAAUUAUGCUGAAAUAAAACAAUCGCACAGUCUGUAAAAAUGUAAUUUUCUUAGAAACACACAUGAAAUGAGAACAGUUCUUAUACUGAACCUGCAAAGUAGAAGUAUGGGGUUUCCUGCACAAUAUUUGUCCAUUUGCAAUAAGUUUAUACAAAUCACAAUAAACUUGGAAUAUGUAUCAUGA